UUUUAACAUCAACUGAGGGGUUCUAAAAUGGUGAUGGUGGGCGGAAUCCCAUUUCCACCCCAUCUCAAUUUGAACAAUAACCAGCUCUCACUCAUGGGUCAUGGGAUUACUGAUGUUGAGAUCCAUUUCCUCCAAAUAAAGUACACAGCAAUUGGGGUUUAUUUGGACCUUGAAAUUGUGUCACAUUUAAGCCAAUUUAAGGGGAAAACACCAGUUGACCUCUCUCAAGAUGAGGACUUCUUUGAAGCUAAUAUUAAUGCCCCAGUGGAUAAAAUACUGAGAGUGGUGGUGAUAAAGGAGAUAAAAGGGUCACAGUAUGUGGUGCAGCUAGAGAGUGGAGUGAGGGACUUUUUGGCAGAGGCUGAUAAAUAUGAUGAGGAAGAGGAAGCUGCUCUUGAAAAAAGUAGAAUCAUUUUUUCAGUCCAAAUAUCUCAAGACAAAUUCUGUCAUAACAUUUACUUUUCCAGCAGCUAACACUGCCUCAGCUAAGAUUGUGCUAACAACAGAGGAGAAGGAUGAGUCAGGCAUUGAUGUAGAGAAUGCAAAUGUUGUUGAAAUGAUGAAAAAAUGGUAUUUUUGUGGAACUAGGGCGGU
This is a messenger RNA of Cuscuta epithymum, 594 nucleotides long. Lineage: Eukaryota; Viridiplantae; Streptophyta; Magnoliopsida; Solanales; Convolvulaceae. The record is from the annotation of a GenBank genome assembly.